UGCUCUUUUAAAAAAGCCUAGCAUGUAUCAAUAGUCUUUAUUUAAGAUUCAACAAUGAAAGUCAGGCUCCAGCAACGGCCCCAGGCCCUACAAUUCCUCCUGCCAGCUCUCAAAAUACAACAUGUUCGCGCACUUUCAUUAUCAGUCCCGCGAUGCUCGAAUCCUGCUUCCACACCUUCUGCCCCCGCACCUACUACAAAUAAUGCACGAUGGCUGUCCGAUAUCAAGGCUAGGAUAGGGAAAUGCAUAAUGUUCGGCAUGUCCAGUGACCAAACACAGGAAGCAGCUACAGUGAUGAAAGCCAUAGGAGAAGAAUGGCGUGCUCUAGUUGCGGGACGAGAGGGUUUCCUUGUAGGGCGGAAGAGGGCAGGGCUAUUAAGACAAGCUGUUGUAUGGGGAGAGAUGGAUAGAAUGGAACAUGUUAACAAUGUAAUGUAUAUACGAUACGCGGAAUCUGCGCGGGUGAAUUGGGCAUACAACUAUGCGGUACAUAUCGAUCCGGAACAUGGGAAAGAGUGGAUGGACUCAGUGACGCCGAAUGGGUAUGGCAUGAUCUUGAAGUCUAUGAGAACCGAUUACAAAUUCCCUAUGACAUGGCCAGAUCAUAUUUCGGUCUUCCAUAAAUUAUCAUAUCUACCAUCAGCCUCGGAGUCAUCUUUCGUUCUAGAUGUUAUGAUAUUAUCUGAGCUACAUCAAAGACCGGCUGCUAGAUGUGUUGAGGAUAUUGCAGUUUAUGAUUAUAUAAAGAAGCGGAAAGCUAUAGUCAGACCAUUCAUGCUUAAGGCGUUUGAGCAAACUUGGGCGGAACAAGAAGUAGGUUUAUGUUACACUUUCUGCCAGUUCCAUAUAAACAUGGCCAGAGUCUCAUGUGGUAGGGACCAAUAAGUUGAAUGCUGACUUUGGAUAGGCUGAGAAAGCGAGGGUUGAGAAUAGAAUACAAGAACUAGAAAGAACGGUAAGAAACAUCGAGCGAGCAACUUGGGAUCGGGAAGAUGCUGUAGAGGACAUGGGCGGGAGUAGGUAACGAAAUCUACGAUUAAAAACGAAUAACUAUGCCCACAUAUGAGUACAACUUGUGGUUCCAAGAAAGCUUUCGCCCAAGUUUCAAGUCUAUCUGUGCGAAUCAUGAUUGGCCAUUCGUUUUCAUCUCAACAUUUUUGUGUUUGUACAUUACGGUUGAGCUCUUCAUUUACUACUCAGUCUAUCCAUUUCAAUACUGCCGGCGGCUGAGGUGGAGUCGGCCGAGGAGCUGGCUAUUUGUUAUACGUCGUCUGCUCGGUAGCCUCAGUCCCAAAAACAUACCCCUUGAAUUUGAAGUGCCCACCACUAGAUCACCAAUACGGCCACGCACUCUGGUCGAAACUCAGGAAGAGGAAUUCAAGUGUGCGUGUGUAUGUACUUGUCUUGUCGACAGCGGUGGGUGGGAUGAUAAGGUUGAAGAUGGUGCAGAAGUCGUUGCGGGUUAUGAGUGGGAUCUGGUGGAUCCGAACACGACGAUUGGGGCGUGUUUGGAUACAGGAAACAUGAGUUGUGUGUUCAGGUGAUUGCCUGAGAGGGUGCCGUACGCUGGGCAUUUUGGGAGUUAAAGCCUGGGGUGCGGAAGGAGAGGUCGACUAUUCAUCAGGGUAAAGGAGUCAAGUAAAUUUUGAGAUG
Cadophora gregata is the source of this 1653-nucleotide messenger RNA. RefSeq lists its product as uncharacterized. The transcript is spliced from 3 exons. NCBI's taxonomy places the organism in Eukaryota, Fungi, Ascomycota, Leotiomycetes, Helotiales, Ploettnerulaceae. Gene Ontology annotation, molecular function: fatty acyl-CoA hydrolase activity. The coding region runs from base 55 to 885 and encodes 276 amino acids. The record is from RefSeq and is a predicted model, not a curated record.